CCCUCCACGCACGCACGCACGCACGCAGCAUGAGCUGUAUAUGGCUGUGCAUGGUUUCAGGAUGAUGCUUUAAGCUUCUCGUUGGCUGCACGCCGGGCACGUCAUCAUCUGUCAUCGCUUCAGCAGUAAGAAACAAGUGUAUGAGCACCAGUCAUCCUCCAUCCACACCACCAACUCCACAAGACGCAUCUCAAUAUAUGUCCUUCUCACACGGAACCGAGCUUUCCAUCAGUCUUCCACUUUCAUCUCAUGUUUGAUCCGCUUUAAAGGGUUAAAAUUGAUUUGCGGAGGAUUACUUGUCAAUAUGGCAUCAAUUUGUGCGGUGGCACGCAUUUUUCUCUAUCUUAACAUCGUCAAAGUUUACUUGGGGAACUCGUCAGAACUGAACGGAGAUAUUCCUGCAACAGAGCCGUCAUUCCACAAUCCUGCUCGAGACAUGAUGACUGUUAAUAUGUACAGAGUUUAUGAUAAAUACAGCAAGAAGCAACAACAACAAGAGAACGUAAAUACAAUCCGAAGCUUUAGAGGAGUCCCAGAGAUCUCCCAUCACAUGGUCGUGUUCCACUUCAACCUGACCGCUAUUCCCAAUUCGGAGGUGAUACUGACGUCAACUCUACACUUUCUUGACCAACAAGCUCGUCAACGGCCUUGGGCCUGUCGGCGUUCCCGUGGAGCCUCAUGUCGCCUCCAAUACCUUCAGUCACUUACCACGACACAUCUCAUCAUUAAAGGAACAUCACCAAAUGCUGCCGUCCCCUCUCAGCUGUGCAACAUCACAUUGUCUCCUAACAGAAAGGGGCUUUGGCAGAUUACGGACGUAUCAUCAGCCAUCAAACAAGCCCAUGUGAAUGGCGAGCUCUCGAUUACCGUUGAGUUUGACUUUGGGCAUCAGAGACGUCAGGAUCGCUUGUCUCCUCACAGCCUGCCGUUUAUCCUUGUAUACGCUGACGACAUUGCCAUAACGGAGCCCAACAGUGUUGCUAUGAGUCUACAGAGAUACAGUCCAUCUGCUGUGCAUGAGGACACCAGGACCAAAGCGCCCUCAGCUACUUUAAAUUCUAGAAUUAGGAGGGAAGUGGAACACUUGCAGAGUAACUACCUACCUGAUGUCCAAUACAACGAUCUUAAGAACAGGGAAUUAUGGGACGGUGCCUUUUUUGCGAAAAAGCCCAAAACCCUGUCAAAAGGUCAGGAAAAUCAUGAGGGAUUGAGAGGGUCAAGGGAGCUCAGCUUUGACGAGAAGACCAUGAAAAAAGCCAGACGCAAGCAGUGGAGUGAGCCGAGAAUGUGUUCGCGUCGUUACCUGAGGGUGGACUUUGCCGACAUCGGUUGGAGCGAAUGGAUAUUGGCCCCGAAAGCAUUUGACGCCUACUACUGUGCAGGAACAUGUGGAUUCCCAAUCCCAAAGGUUGUUCAUCCAUCCAAUCACGCCACCAUCCAGAGUAUAGUGAGAGCCGUGGGGAUCGUCCCUGGAGUCCCAGAGCCGUGCUGCGUACCGGACAAGAUGAGCUCUCUGGCUGUGCUCUUCCUGGACUCCAGCAGAAACAUGGUCGUGAAGGUCUAUCCCAGCAUGUCUGUGGAUACCUGCACCUGUCGAUAAACUAGCAAGGUAGCUAAGAGACAUAGAUAUACAAAACUUGCAAAACUCAAUGAACUCAGCUCAAGGGACUGCCGAAGCACGCCAUAUUACAAAAAUGAACUUUUUUAUCUCUGCAAGUAAGACCUCAGCACCUCAGAUAAUAUAGGAUCUUUGCACACAAACAUUGUAUCCUCUUUCCACUCUUUAAUUUUGAAUGAAUUGUAUAUAAUCCUUAUUGUAACAUAUAGUAAGCCGAACUGUUUUCGUUUUGAAACAAAUCCAUGGUAAACUGAAAAUGGCAUAGCGAUUUAAAUGGAUUACUGUAAAUAAAUCCGGUAACACUUUACAAUAAGUUCUCAUUUGUUAACGUUAGUUA
Molecule: messenger RNA, 1955 nt
Organism: Sinocyclocheilus anshuiensis
Lineage: Eukaryota; Metazoa; Chordata; Actinopteri; Cypriniformes; Cyprinidae
Gene: gdf10b
Product: growth differentiation factor 10b
Exons: 3
Coding region: 305-1600 (431 amino acids)
Biological process (GO): positive regulation of osteoblast differentiation
Cellular component (GO): extracellular region
Molecular function (GO): cytokine activity; growth factor activity
Source: RefSeq, a predicted model, not a curated record